Harpegnathos saltator (Jerdon's jumping ant) is the source of this 2402-nucleotide messenger RNA. Its product is annotated as ovochymase-2. NCBI's taxonomy places the organism in Eukaryota, Metazoa, Arthropoda, Insecta, Hymenoptera, Formicidae. The record is from RefSeq and is a predicted model, not a curated record. Gene Ontology annotation, molecular function: serine-type endopeptidase activity. The coding region runs from base 13 to 1959 and encodes 648 amino acids. The transcript is spliced from 14 exons. Gene Ontology annotation, biological process: proteolysis.
UCUGCGAUCAGGAUGGCUGCAUACGCUCUUCUCGUGCUCUUCGCUCUGGCAUGCGCCGCUCAGGGAUCAGUGAUUCCCCAAAUUGUGGGUGGCAAAGAUGCUCCGGACGGCAAAUAUCCAUAUCAAAUAUCGUUGAGAUACUACGGAAGUCAUAACUGCGGCGGAUCUAUCAUCGGAAAUCGUACCAUAUUGACAGCAGCGCAUUGCGUCGAGGGAAAAGGAAAUUCGCUGAAGAACUUGAUAGUCCACGCCGGCACGAAUUUGCUCAACCUGACAGGCGACGCUUAUUCAGUGGCAUCUUUCAUUACUCAUGAGAACUGGAACAGGCCUCAACUCAUCAAUGACGUCGCUUUAAUUUAUCUUGAACAACCGAUAAAUUACAACUCAAAAGUACAACCGAUCAAACUUACGACUACUAACAUCGAUGACGGACCGUGCACGUUAACCGGAUGGGGAUCUACUAGGCUCGGUGGAGGUGCCCCGAACAAGUUGCAAGAAAUCAAUUUGCAAAUAUAUCCUUCCUCGCAGUGCAAAAGUAAGAAUUCGAGAGUUCGGGACAGUCAUAUUUGUACUCUGACGAAAGCAGGAGAAGGCGCUUGCCAUGGUGAUUCCGGUGGACCUUUAGUGGUCGGUGACGUUCAAGUCGGAAUCGUCUCCUUCGGUACACCAUGCGCGCGCGGAUAUCCUGAUGUAUUUACACGAGUGAGCUCUUUCAAAAGUUGGAUUACCAAACAUAUGAAAAACUAUCGAUCUGCAAUCAGUAUGGUGUAUGGUAUUCUUGUGCUCGUCGCUCUAAUAUGCGCCGCUCAGGAUUAUGGAUCAGUGAUUCCCCAAAUUAUGGGUGGCAAAGAUGCUCCGGACGGCAAAUAUCCAUAUCAAAUAUCGUUGAGAUACUACGGAAAUCAUAACUGCGGCGGAUCUAUCGUCAAAAAUCUAGGUAUCUUAUUGAAAGCAGCGCAUUGCGUCGACGGGACCCACAGCAACGUCAUCAAAGUUGUGAUUCAUCUUAAAGAACCAAUCCAGUUCACCUAUGUACAGUCUCUCCCACUUGCGACUAUUAAGAUUCAUAGCAGAUCAUAUAAGUUGAUCGGAUGGGGACCUACGAGGUUCGCAAGUGACUUUGUCCCUCACUACGGCAUCGCACGAUGCCAAACUAAAUCGUACGGCAAGGUUGAUAAACGUAACUUCAAAAAUUGUGAGCAAAGUGCCAUAAUGUUUAUCGCGAUGAACGUUUUCGUCAGUCUCAUAAUCGCUCACUUAGCGCUCGGCAUUAACGGUUUGCCAAGCCCGCUGAUCAUCGGUGGCGAGGAUGCUCCGAUCAACUUGUAUCCUUAUCAGGCGUCAUUGAGAUAUGACGAUAAGCAUUUUUGUAACGGAGCCAUCGUCAACGAGAGAUAUAUCGUCACCGUAGCGCAAUGUGUUUACAGCAUUAAUUAUCCAGUCGCGUAUUCCGUCGCAGUUGGAAGCAAUAAUCUCAAUGAACCUGGUGUUGUAUAUGAUGUGACAGGUAUAAUAGUACAUGCUGGUUACAACAAAGCACGACAUAUACACGAUAUCGCUUUAAUACGCUUGUCGGAAAACAUCAAGUUUGACGCAAAUGUCCAGCCGGUUGCCUUGGCAGAUGCUGAACGGAAUUACAAUGAUUAUCCUCUCGUGGUUACAGGCUGGGCGAACAACAACAUGUCGUGGUAUUUUUAUCUGUUGCAAGAGAUUAUAGUGAAAGGAUAUUCUCAGGAAAUGUGCAACGAUGAGUACAAAUUCAUCGAAAAAAGUCACCUAUGUUCUAUGUGUGUGAAAGACGGUGAAGGAUUAUGCGACGGUGAUUUCGGUGAUCCCGUUGUUGCGGACGGUGUUCUAGUCGGUCUCGUGUCACAUGCACGUUGCAGUUCCAAUUACCCAGACAUCUCCACCAGGGUGUCUUACUACAGAUCGUGGAUCGAUAAAAACACAAAUGUCUAAUGAUAAAAUGACAACAAGAACUCAUCGAUGGAGCGUUAUUCUCAAAUGUGCGUUGCGUAUUCUGUUUGUAAUAUUUCUCGCGAAGAGCUGUUUGCACUUAAGUCUGUACACAUACAAAUGUAUGCGACUUUUGUAUGUUAUUAUCUUUUUGUCUAAUUCUGUGAGACAAAUUAACAUCCGGAGUUUAAGAGAAUAAUUUACAGAUAUAUCAGAAUCAACAUGAAAUUCCUCUGUUAUUAUUAUUUUUCCUGUUUCUUUCGAGUCGUAUUUUAAAUAUCUGCGCGGAACGUAAAAGUGACACUUUGCGUUAACAAAAAUUAUCGGCGCGAACAAUACUGACGGAGCAACACGUGUAACUUUUUGCAGCUCUGUAUGCAGUACGGUCUCUCGAUAGUGCGUGCAUGUUUACCUGUGAAAUUAUAAAUUAGAGUGCUUUUGUACGC